CCGAUGCUUAGUUGUCGCGCAACUUCGACGGAAAAAAGUUAGUCUCUUAUAGUAGAUGUCGACAUAAACAAUUACCAAGAUAUUCGAAAUCUCACAAGACCUACAAUUUGACCAGUGAGCGGUAAACAGCGAAAACAAUGGCGACCUACAUGGAACUCUUAUGCGGCCUGGUUGUAUUAGCCAUCACCUUUUAUUAUUACUUAGUCUGCAAUUUCGAUUUCUGGAAAAAACGUGGCGUACCUGGCCCAAAACCUCUACCGUUAUUCGGUACCCACAAGGAUCUAAUCUUUGCAAACAUAUCCGUGGCAUAUGUGGUCGAAGAUCUUUAUAAGAAAUAUAGAAAUGAACCAGCAGUUGGCCUGUACAACGGCAGAUCACCCGUUCUCAUUCUGCAUGAUCCAGAUGUUAUAAAGACCGUCAUAGUUAAGGAUUUCCCCAUGUUCGGAAGCCGACCGCAUAAACCUCACGAAAGGACAGAGCCCUUGUCCGUCAACUUGUUCUUUCUUGAUGAGGUAAGAUGGCGACCGUUGAGGCCGAAAUUAAGUCCCUUGUUCACAUCAAAAAAACUGAAAGGCAUGUUCGAUCUGAUGGUGGAAUGUACUGAUAGCUUAAAUAAAUAUUUGGACUAUAUAGUCUCGAAAAAUGAAAUAGUCGAAAUUAGCGAUGUGGCUGCUAAGUUCACAACCAACGUGAUCGGUAGUUGCGCAUUCGGGAUUAACACGAACACCAUGAACAACGAGGACAACGAAUUUCGUGAUAAAGGCAAGCAGAUCUUCGAAGGAAAUAUUGAGAACACGAUACGAUUGAAGCUGAGACUGUUUCUGCCCAAGCUCUACGACUUAAUUGGAUUUGUAUGGCCAGAGAAUAAGUUGGCCCCCUUCUUCACAAAGCUUCUCAUGGAAACGAUGGAAUACAGGAAGAAGAACAACAUUCACAGACCUGACUUCGUCCAUCUGCUCAUGGAACUCCGGGACCAUUCAGACACGGUGAACGACAUCGAAUUGACAGACCAGUUGCUCACGGCUCAAGCGUACACAUUCUAUGCGGCCGGUUUUGAGACAUCUUCAGCAGCCAUAAGUGCGGCUCUUCUUGAACUAGCUCAAAACCACGACAUACAAGACAAGUUGCGCAAAGAGUUGAAGCAAUAUAUGGAAGAAAACAAUGGUAAAAUCACGUAUGAAAGUGUGAAAAAGAUGGAAUACUUGGAUAAAGUGUUCAAAGAAACAUUGAGGAAAUAUCCUGUAGGGGCCAUUUUACAGCGAGUAGCAUCCAAUGAUUACUAUUUCGAGAGUUUGAAAUUCUCAAUACCAAAAUCAACCGAAGUGUGGAUUCCAAUAUAUGCGAUUCAUAGAGAUCCUAUCAUUUAUCCAAAUCCAACAAAAUUCGAUCCUGAAAGGUUCACUAAAGAAGCUGCAGCAACUCGUCACCCUAUGCAUUAUAUACCGUUUGGCGACGGACCAAGAAGUUGCAUUGGUACCCGUUUCGCUACUUUCGAAACGAAAAUCGGUAUAUUCAAAAUACUUCUACGCUACAAAGUGGAUAUCUGCGAACAAACCAAGCUUCCAUACGAAUUCGAUCCCAAAACAUUUCUUUUGUCGCAUAAGGGCGGAAUAUUCUUGAAGAUGACAAAAAUUGAAUAAUGUUACGCUUAUAUGUAAGUGCUCUGAUGGCAGUAACUGAAAUUAAUGGACAAUGAUUUGAAUACAAAGUUUUAGAUUUAUAA
Megalopta genalis is the source of this 1723-nucleotide messenger RNA. NCBI's taxonomy places the organism in Eukaryota, Metazoa, Arthropoda, Insecta, Hymenoptera, Halictidae. The record is from RefSeq and is a predicted model, not a curated record.